Thlaspi arvense is the source of this 1654-nucleotide messenger RNA. Lineage: Eukaryota; Viridiplantae; Streptophyta; Magnoliopsida; Brassicales; Brassicaceae. The record is from the annotation of a GenBank genome assembly.
GAUAUGAACAAAGAAAAAAAAAACAAUUUUACAGGAAAAAAACAAGGAAAAAUCGUUGAAAAAGGGAAAAUAUUCUUUUAAUUUGUAUUGAACUCCCUGAACUUCCCUCACAACACAAACUCGCAAAAAAAAAAGGAACAAUCUAGAAGGGAAAAGAGAACAUCCAUCUCUCUACUCUUUAUAUAUACUUUGGUCCUUUAAGCAAAAUCAUACAAAGCCUUGCCCUUUACUUCAUUCCCAUCUUCUUCAGUCGAAUCAUCUUCUUCUCUCAAUCUAAGCAAGUGUUUUAAGGAAACCCAAACGACAUGGCUCAUGAGCUUGCAGCCAAGGCUAAAGAGGCUUUCGUAGACGACGACUUCGAUGUUGCUGUUGACUUGUACUCCAAAGCCAUUGACUUGGCUCCCAAUUGCGCCGAGUUCUUCGCCGAUCGUGCUCAAGCUAACAUCAAACUCCAAAACUUCACCGAAGCAGUGGUAGAUGCAAACAAAGCUAUUGAGUUGGAUCCCUCAUUGACCAAAGCCUACCUAAGAAAGGGCACUGCCUGUAUGAAACUUGAAGAAUAUCGGACUGCUAAAACAGCUCUUGAAAAGGGUGCUUCCAUCGCACCAAGUGACUCCAAAUUCAAGAAGUUGAUUGAUGAAUGUGAUCUUCGAAUCUCUGAAGAAGAGAAAGAUUUGGUUCAACCGGUGCCAUCGGCUUCGCCUUCAAGCUCUACGGCACCACCAGUAUCAGAAGUUGAUCUUACCCAUGCCCCUGCAGCACCAGCCAAAGCGAAGUACAGACACGAGUUCUACCAAAAGCCAGAAGAAGUUGUGGUAACUAUCUUUGCGAAAGGGAUACCGAAGCAGAGUGUUAAUAUCGACUUUGGUGAACAAAUUCUGAGUGUUGUGAUUGAUCUUCCUGGAGAAGAGGAGGCGUAUCAUCUCCAACCUAGAUUGUUUGGAAAGAUAGUACCAGACAAAUGCAGAUAUGAAGUAUUGUCAACGAAAAUCGAGAUCCGUCUUGCAAAAGCCGAUAUAAUCACAUGGGCCUCUCUUGAACACGGCAAAGGGCCAGCUGUUUUGCCAAAGCCUAAUGUCUCAUCAGAGGUUUCGCAGAGGCCUGCGUAUCCUUCUUCUAAGAAAGUUAAGGACUGGGACAAGCUGGAAGCUGAAAUGAAGAAACAGGAGAAGGAUGAGAAGCUGGAAGGAGACGCAGCUUUGAACAAAUUCUUCCGUGAGAUAUACCAGAGUGCGGAUGAGGACACGAGACGUGCCAUGAGCAAAUCAUUUGUGGAAUCGAACGGGACAGUGCUGUCAACGAACUGGAAAGAGGUUGGGACUAAGACGAUCGAGAGCACUCCUCCGGAUGGCAUGGAGCUCAAGAAAUGGGAGAUCUGAUCUCAUCUGAUCCUUUCUUUUGAUGCAUUUGUGGGUUUUGCCUAAAUCUUAAUUCAUGGUCCCUUUCUUCCUGUAAUGAGGAUCAUAAGGUUUUGCUUUUGCUAAAUAUGACUCUCUCUUCUCUACUCUCUUGCUAUUGGUUGUCAUGGGUCUUAGGAUCAAAUUCAUCAUUAAAAAAACUAUUUUGAAGUUGUAACUAUUGUCUUCAAAACCAAAUACCUAUAGCAUAUAAAUGAUCGCAAGGCAAUAUGAGUUUAAUGUCCAAAUCACAAUUC